AUGUGGUUACUCGCAGAUUAUUGGGCAUCAUACCUACACCGAAAGAUAAACAUGGAGGCACCUCUCGCGGCACCAGCACAAUCCGAACCUCCACAUUCCAAUCUACCUGACUAUGAUCCAACCAAAACGUCCACCUCGCAAUCUGAGUUUCUCACGGAUACCGAGGUUGCUCAAACGGAAACCGCUCUAGCGACAUCGCCUUUGGAAUAUGUGUCUGAUUCCGACCCGCCUCCAACAGAUUCAGAGUCUGCGCAAUUGGAAUUGCCUCUAUCAGAUCCUGCUAAUUUCAUGUUAGAUGUUAUAAUUCCGGAGAGUGAACUUGAGCGCGAGGAUUGCAUUGCCAACAUAACCGACGCCAUCCUUGCUGAAGGCAUGACCCUCAGGGAAUUUAUAAUGACGGUUGAGCCAUCGGCCUCCACCCUUUUCAGAUCCAGCCCGCAUCCGUCUCAAAGCUUGAUUGUCCAUAGGACAGUCAAUAUCAUCAACUUUAUCAAUAGCCAGCACAUGACCAUUUACGAUUUCUUGCUCGCCUUACUUACACGCGGCGAACCUGAAAUCUUUCUGCAUCAACGGCAGUUCCGUGGAACUGGAUGGUACUCCCAGAGGGCGAUUCGCGGCGUGUUCAUAGGCAUGCAAAACCUCAUUUACGGCGCCGGGAAUCAGGAAUCUGUGUGGCGUGAUCUCAUUCAAGCUGAGGCUGAUGCGCUAUCAGUCCAUAAUUUUACAGGUUGA
Molecule: messenger RNA, 732 nt
Organism: Melampsora larici-populina 98AG31
Lineage: Eukaryota; Fungi; Basidiomycota; Pucciniomycetes; Pucciniales; Melampsoraceae
Exons: 2
Coding region: 1-732 (243 amino acids)
Source: RefSeq, a predicted model, not a curated record